Molecule: messenger RNA, 3030 nt
Organism: Rotaria socialis
Lineage: Eukaryota; Metazoa; Rotifera; Eurotatoria; Philodinida; Philodinidae
Source: the annotation of a GenBank genome assembly
AUGUCACGUCGCAAACAGACGAAUCCAAGAGCAAUAAAACGUGAUGUGUCCAAAGAUGAAGAUGAAAAUUCUAUUCCAGCGGCUAAAAAAAUUGCAACUGAAUCAAUUCGAUCAGAUAGUAUUGAUUCAAUAACGACUACUGAAGAUGAACAAAAAAAUUCAUCACUAAAAUGUGAUACCUGUCAAGAACUAUUUUUAACUAGUGAACUAUUUAACCGACAUCGUCUAUAUCAAUGUUCUUUUCUCACCGAAGAAACCAAUAGUGAUGAGAGUCGAACUUCAUCCUAUGACGAAUAUGCUAAUCAAAUAGAUAAAAUACCAUAUGGAAUGAAUCAAAAUGAAGAUUAUCCACAUCAAUGCUCGUAUUGUAAUAAAUCCUUUGCAAAUAUGGCUCUACUACUUAAACAUGAACAAGUUCAUGUUGAAUUGAUGCCAUUUCGAUGUACUUUUUGCGGCAAAGGUUUUAAACAUCGACGUAGUCUGAAUCGUCAUUCAAAAUUACAUACUGGUGAACGUAAAUUUAAAUGUACUUCAUGCGAAAGUACAUUCGCACGUUCCGAUCAUCUCAAAGCACAUAUUCGUACUCACAAUAAUAAUAAUAACAGUAAUAAUCAUAAUCAUAAUCACAAUAAUUUCCCAUCUAUCGAUAAAUCUAUCAAUGUUGAUUUUCAAAUCAAAUCUUCUCUAAAUACAAAAGUCAAUUUUGAAGAACGUCGAUUAUCAUCCGAUAAUAAAAAUAAUAAAGAUGAAAACAAAACUGAACAUUGUCCAUAUUGUCCACGCAUAUGUCUUGGUGAAAAUAGUUUACGAUAUCAUAUGCAAACUGAACAUAAUCAAAAUCUUGAAAAAGAAUCAAACAGUAAUCAAUCAUCGUCAGAAUCUAUAUCACCAGCACUAUCCGAUACAUAUUGUCAUUUAUGUAAUGCGAAAUUUAAUAAUCGUGAGAAUUAUUAUGCACAUAUCCGUUGUACACAUCCGCCAUUUCAUAAACAAUUCGAUCAAAUAUCUUUAUUUCAAAUACCAUCAUUAAAGAAACAACAAGAUGUAAAUGAUAAUUCAGCAUUAAAUGAAUAUGCAAUUAUUGAAAAAAUUAUCUGGUGUGAAAAAUGUAAACGUUCAUUUGAGUCUAUGACAGUUUAUUUACAACAUUAUUCAAUUCAACAUUGUUUACAAAUUAUUAAAUGUCUUCAAUGUCAAGAUAUAUUUGAAACAGUUGAACUGUUCUUUAAUCAUAUUGAACGAAUACAUCCAUCAAAAACUGUUGAAACAUUUAAAUGUAAAUUAUGCAAUGCAACGUAUAAAAAUCGUACAGAUUUUCUUCAUCAUGUUGAAGCAAUUCACAAAUCAUGCUCAUAUCCAUGUUCUUUAUGUCCAUGUCAACUAAAUUCAACAGAUGAAUUACUCGAUCAUUUAAAAUUUGUUCAUAAAAUAAAUAAUAAUAUUGAUUUUCAUAUGAAUCAUCAUCGUCCAUCGUUUAAUACAUUAUUUUCAUGUGAAUUUUGUACGAAAAAAUUUAAUUCAAGAUUUGAACUUAAUCAACAUAUUUUAAAUGAUCACAAUGAUGAACAACACGAUGUUAAAUCUGAUUGGCAACCAAAUGAAAAAAAAUCAACUACACCAUCUUCAACGGACAUCAUAUGUUCUCUAUGUGAUCUAACAUUUUCAUCUGAAUCACUUUUAUUAGACCAUAAUAAGCAUACUCAUCGAUCAUCAUCCAUAUCAUCCAUAACACCAUCCUUCAAAUGUACUUACUGCCAUGCAUUAUUUACAUCUCGUGUUCAACUAGAUCGUCAUUCGCGUAUUCAUAUAGCAUCAUCAGGCAAUAAUUUAAAAUGUAAUAUAUGCGAUCGACUAUUUUCAACAAUUGAUAUUCUAUCCGAACAUAAAUUAUCGCAUUGUAAAGCAACAACAUCAAAUAUUUGCUCGUUUUGUCAUCAAACAUUAAAUAGUCAAGAUGAUUAUAUAAAUCACUUACAUGAACAUAAUCAUCAGUAUAAUUUGAAAACUAAAGCAAAAUUAUUUACCAAUAAUAAUGAUAAUGUUCCAUUAGCUAUUACAUGUAUUGUAUGUAAGCAAUCAUUAAUCAAUGAACGUGAAGUUAAUCUACACGCAAAAUUUCAUUUAACAAAUAUUACAAAUAAAAAAUCAAUCAAAACAAUUCUAACAAAAGAAAGUUCAUUAGUAACGAUGACUUUUCAAUGUAACCAAUGCCAUCAAUCAACGAAUUCAAAUCGAGACUUUCUCUUAGAACUCCCAUCAUUUAAUAUUAAUUGCUUUAAUUGUAUUGAAAAAGAUUUGAAAUCUACAGAUCUAUCAAUGGUCUCAGAUGUCGAUAGUACAUCAACUUCACUUUGUUGUCCAAAAUGCCAAAAUGAUGUUCAAUUCGAUAGUAUUAAAACUUAUCAACAACAUUUUACGUCUCUUCAUCUGUCCAAAUAUUCUAUUGAAGAAUAUCAUUGUCUCAAAUGCAAUAAAGUUGUUCCAUCACGUGAACAUAUAUUGCAACAUCCAAAGAAAAAAUCAUUAUUAACAAGUGGUUUUCUUAUUGAUAGUAUUGACUCAUCUUUACCCUCACAUCUUUCUUCAUUGCCCAGUGUACAUUACUGUUAUUUAUGUCGAACUAAUUUUAAUACAGCAAUCAAAAUGCAUAUACAUCUUAUCGAACAUCAGUAUCCGAAUCACGAGUAUCAAUGUAGCCUUUGUGAUCAAUCAAAGUUUGACGAUGCAGCAAAACUUUAUCAUCAUAUGGUACAACAUGGUUCAAAAGCACGUUUACAUCCAUGUCGACAAUGCGAUGUUUAUUUUAUGUUUUCAAUGCACCUUAUCAAUCAUCAAUAUAGUCAUACAGAUGAAACAUCAGUAUUAAAAACGAAUGGUAGCACAUCAAUCGGAACAAAAUUAUCGAUAAAAUCGAAAUUUAUAAAUAAUGAAGAUAAGAAACAAUCGAAUGAUGAUGAUGAUAUAUCAUGUAAAUCUAUUAUGACAAGAUCAUCAACAAAAGGAGCGUGUCGCUCAGUAGUAGUCAGUUAA